CUUUCAGACAAGAGCUUAAAAGGGGCUCAACAACCCCUCAACGGCACCAACUUUCAUCCCAGCCUACCUCGAACUCCAUCAACACCCCCUUAAACCCCUGCAGGGCACUUUGAGACGCAGAUUCGCACAAUCCUCGUUCCGCCGAAGCUUCCGCAAGCUCCACUAUGGCUGAACUACCGCCCUUCGAGCACACGCCGCUCGACGACAUUGCCUCGAUCGCAUCGCGCAUCCGCACGAGCUUCCUCUCGCACAAGACGCGCCCAUUAGAGUUCCGGCUUGUCCAGCUGCGGAAGCUGUACUGGGGACUGAAAGACAACCAGGACCUUAUCCUGGAAGCAUGCAAAAAGGACCUCGGCAAGCCGUCCUUCGAGACAUACCUCACCGAAGUCGGCUGGUGCAUGAACGACAUCGUCUUCAUGUCCAAGAACCUCGCGCGCUUCGCAAAGGAUGAGCCCGCACAGGACAUGAACCUCACGAACAAGUUCUUCGGGCCCAAGAUCAGGAAGGACCCGCUGGGAUCGGCGUUGAUCAUUGGAGCCUACAACUUCCCCAUCCAACUCUCCCUUGGCCCUCUCAUCGGCGCCAUAUCCGCAGGCUGCACCGCCGUGCUCAAGCCCUCCGAGAGCUCGCCCCACGCCGCCGCCGUCAUGCAGAAGAUCAUCGCCGAGUCGCUCGACCCCUCGUGUUAUACCUGCAUCCAAGGCGCCAUUCCCGAAACGACCGCUCUCCUCGACCAGAAAUGGGACAUGAUCUUCUACACUGGGUCCGUGAACGUGGGCACCAUCAUCGCGAAGAAGGCGGCCGAGACGCUUACCCCGGUGACGCUGGAGCUGGGCGGACGCAACCCCGCCAUUAUCACGAAGCAUGCGGAUCCGAAGCUAGCGGCCCGACGGCUGCUAUGGGCGAAGACGCUUAAUGCGGGGCAGGUGUGCGUAUCGCAGAACUUCACAUUAAUCGAUAAGGAGAUGGUGCAACCGUUCCUGCGCGAGAUGAAGAAUGCGCUUCAGGAAUUCUAUCCGCAAGGUGCUAGGAAAAGCCCGGAUUACGGCCGGAUCGUCAAUCUAAGGCAGUUCCAGAGGCUGAAGAAGAUGCUGGAUGAAAGCAGUGGCAAGAUUGUGUUGGGCGGCACCAUGGAUGAGAGCGAUUUGUUCAUCGAGCCCACUGUCGUGGAGGUCAAAAGCAUGGAUGAUAGUCUGAUCAAGGAGGAGAGCUUCGGCCCGCUACUGCCCAUCCUCCCAGUCGCGGAUCUGGAUGAAGCGAUUAGAAUCGCCAACGAAGUGCACGACACACCCUUAGGCCUUUACCCCUUCGGCAACAAAGCCGAGAUGGAAAAAGUCCUCUCACAAACCCGCUCCGGCGGCGCCUCCCUCAACGACGGCUUCUUCCACGCCUCAAUCCCCACCUUGCCCUUCGGCGGCGUGGGCUCAUCCGGCCAGGGCGCCUACCGCGGUAAAGCCUCGUUCGACGUCUUUACGCACCGGCGCAGCGUCACAAACACACCUGCUUGGAUCGAGAGCAUGCUGGAUAUCAGGUACCCACCCUACACUUUGAAGAAGCAGCAGAAGUUUGCCAGCAUGAGCGAGCUGAAGCCAGACUUCGACCGCGAGGGGAGACCGAUUGGGUGGGGGCGGUGGAUGCUCGGCUUGUUGGGCGUGAAAGGCUUGGCGGCUGUUGUGGGUAAGUGAUUGCAUGUGCUGCGCGUCUCAUGUUCUCCUUUAUUUCUCUGAUCCUGUUCCCUUGGAUUUCUUGGUUUAUACGUCAUUUUCGUUUGCUUUUUGUGUGGUGUUUCAGGCAAUUUGGGACGAUCUCUGAUACCCACAAAAUGCUAUGUAUGGUAAUGCCUGGGGCUCGUAGUCGGCUCAUUGAAUCUGCCCCUUCGUUGUAUUCUGCGUAUUCUCCGCUGUUUGAUUCCAUCGUGCGGUGCUCAAAGGCUAACGUAAACCAGUGGCUAUAGGUAUCCGGCUGUAUCUCCAACGGCGGGCUAAGUUGUAAACGGA
Trematosphaeria pertusa is the source of this 1997-nucleotide messenger RNA. Its product is annotated as aldehyde dehydrogenase. The transcript is spliced from 4 exons. The record is from RefSeq and is a predicted model, not a curated record. Gene Ontology annotation, cellular component: cytoplasm. Gene Ontology annotation, biological process: aldehyde metabolic process. NCBI's taxonomy places the organism in Eukaryota, Fungi, Ascomycota, Dothideomycetes, Pleosporales, Trematosphaeriaceae. Bases 165 to 1685 code for a protein of 506 amino acids. Gene Ontology annotation, molecular function: aldehyde dehydrogenase (NAD+) activity.